Molecule: messenger RNA, 919 nt
Organism: Drosophila guanche
Lineage: Eukaryota; Metazoa; Arthropoda; Insecta; Diptera; Drosophilidae
Exons: 2
Coding region: 27-491 (154 amino acids)
Source: RefSeq, a predicted model, not a curated record
CAUACAUUUGAUUCCCAUAGCGCGAUAUGCAGCAGCGCCUCUCUGCCGAUUGGUCGGUAGGAGAUCUGAACUUCGUGGCAUUAUGCCACAUCUUGCAACAGCUUCAACCUUAUUGCCAGACACCAGUGUAUGAUCGGCUUAGAUCUACAGGUGAUCAUAGACGUAAUUUUUGUUUGUACAGCUGCCCCAUAGUCUACACUACCUUCCAAUUACGUUUGAAUGAGCUACAACUCCAAAAAUUUCUUAAUGUUCAGUUCCAGUUCGUAUGUCGUAGAAAAAUGAUAUCAUCUAAAAUUCAGUUACCUUGGCUGUCCAACAAAGUUCCCCUGGGGCAUCUGAUUUUGACAGUUCUGACUGGUCUGGUGGUAUUCUUUGGAUUAGCAAAACUAGUGUCCGUUCCGCUGCGCAUCGAUAGCUUUGAUAGCUUUAGAUACCCCAACCUCCAAGAGGAGGAUGAGGGCCGACAAUCAGGUCAAGGAUUUGGACCCUGAGCCUAAGAGGGGGCAUCCAUGUAAUUUCAAUGAGUGGCUGUCGUUAAAUGUUAUGUGAAUUCAAUUGCAUCAUGUGGGUGGAGACCUCAUUGCCAGCACUGCCACCAUUUUGCAAUUGUAAUUUUAAUUGGAAAUUAAUUAAAUUUAAGCAUAUGCCAGUCCGAGUUCCAUUCCAGCAAUUAAACGCAAUUUAAUAUCGUUGUAAAUUUGCCUAUCAUUCCAGAUGCACGAGGAAGGCUUGGCGCACCUUUCAAACAAUAAAUAUUGUAUCUAAUUUUAGAAUCUAAUCCACCAUAAGUGCAGUCGCUUCCAAUUGAAAAUUAGCAAUAUAACCAACAAAAAAAGAGUAAAUUAUGUAAUUAUCUAUUGCCGAAUCACGAAAAUGAACUCAUUUGACAACAUGCGUGUCAUUCAUACUUGAACAUAUG